Messenger RNA from Ostertagia ostertagi, 2367 nucleotides. The record is from the annotation of a GenBank genome assembly. NCBI's taxonomy places the organism in Eukaryota, Metazoa, Nematoda, Chromadorea, Rhabditida, Trichostrongylidae.
AUGCCGGACAAAAUAGAGGAGUCAAACAGCAAGAACUGCGUCGUGAACCUAUCCACCUCUGCGAUAGCUUCCGUGUCAGACUUACUGGACUGGAAAAGGCAUAGCAGUUGGCAGUCAUGUCAGACCACAAUGGCUUAUGCCCUGCGCUUCAUCAAAGCUAUAGUGUCUCGAGUUGAUGCGGAUCUUCGCUCACGUAUCGCUAAUCAUGCUCCCGAUAUAAUGAAGAUGUCAGGAGAACCUUACGUGACGGCAGCGGAACGAAAGAUCGCACAGCGAAUUCUCCUUCGCAACCAUCAACAAGUGCAUCUUCCAGAAUCACGACAACAAGUUCUGAAACAGCUCAAACUCCAGCGCGAUAACGACGGCAUCAUACGCACACCCGAGAGUGCCAAGAAAGAGGAAUCCACUCCAGUUGACAGUCGACACAUAAGCCAUGAUCGAGGACAAGAGGCAGACACUCUUGCUGGAAGCAAGCAGAACCCGCGAUACAACCUCCGGUCAGCAGCUAAAGGAAGGCGAUCAUACCAACAGCCCAUCUCGACAUCCAAUCUUAUUCUCACAUUGACGCUAGCACUUGCCCUUGCAGGGACUGUAAAUGCAGAAUUCAAUUCCACCAUCACUAAUGUUGCGGAAAUUCGAUGUGUACCGGGAGGAAACAAGAUUGCUUCGUCAAUGAGCACCCAACACCUCACGAAGGAAAUCAUGUUUGCACCAGAAGUCACCUUACAUGAACACCAGGUGCAAUGGAAAGUGUACGAUGGGAGCAAAGUUACUGUUCUGAACGCCAUAUGCCCAGCCGCUAAUUUCUGUGAAAAUAUCCGCUGUUGGAUAUGCACGGCAAAUAUUUUCAAUCCAGAAUGCUCUCCACGAUCAGCCAUCGCGGCUAUAGCAGUUUUCAUAUAUCUGACGACAGCAGUCCUUUAUGUGUUCUGCUAUGUCCCCAUUGUGGUUGGAAAACCAUUCCGCAUUCUCAGUUGGGGAACACUCAAGUGUAUGGCUCACACGGUACGACUGGCAAGAACUAUAUGGAGAGGAUGCGUGCGAAUAGCCUUUCGAAGGCGGCUGUUCCAUCGACGUCAACAAGACGUGGAGGCAUUCCUGAGAGCUCCUUUGAUCACGCUGACUAUCCUGGCAAUAAUGGCAUCAGCCGUUUACCCAUGCCAAGAAGUCGAUAUUUUCAGUCAACCGAGCACAAUCUGCCACGUUUCUCCUCAAGGACAGAAAACAUGCCUGACCGAAGCGACAGAAAUUCUUAAAAUGAACAGUUUCCAUCAAGAGGCAUGCCUUCGUCUUCUCUAUAACCAAACACUGGUAAGAGAUGUUCGUAUCAGGUGGAAAGGAUUGCGCCUAACAUGUGCGAAGGAAACUCUCGUCUUCACAAGAGACUCGGAACAACGAGUCAUGGACUCAAAACGAUGCGAAACCAUGGGAUCCUGUAAGGAACGAGCCAUGCGAAUCACCCUAACGACAUUAACUGUCCCCGCCAACACCAUUGUUGUGUCUUCUACCUUUAUAUCUGACAGCACUAACUUCGCUCUGUGGAAGAUGAACAACAAGCCAACUCUGCAGUGUGAAUCGCACGAAGCAGCACAAUCACUCAACUGCUCAGUUCUUCCAGAUUGCGAUUGCCAGCCAGCUGAGAACAAAGUCAACUGUUUGUGCAAGAGCUUGGACAUUGCAGACCAUUUCGAGAAUCGACUGGAAAAUCGGUUCCCGAUCCGUCGUCCAUGGAUCACACUCACUCAUACGGUCUCGCACCCCAAAACGGUUGAAGCAACUAUUCCUAUGUUCACGACUGCAGAGGUACUGAUCCACUUCAAAGACAAGUACGACACGACGGUCACGGACGCUACAGACGCAAUUUGUUCUGUGAAAAAUUCGAUUGCGAAGGGAUGCUAUAAGUGUCCGCAAGGUGCAGUAGCCCCAAUUUCCUGCACUACAAAUGGUGCAUCAACACUGGCUACAGUUCGAUGCGAAGACGAAAUUUUCACAGUACCCUGUAAACAAGAAGGCGCUCCCUCAGUGUAUACUACAAUGGGUGAGGACGAUUCACAGCUCUGCAUUGAAAGUGCUCGCAGGAGAAAGCAAUGUCUACGACGACGAGAUAGUCUUUCCAGACAUCAACCACAUACUGGACGUCGUAUGGCAGUGGUACAAGACCCUCGCCCUUGCCGGAGGAUUAUUACUGCUCGCAAUAAUUUUCGGAUACCUCUGCUUCUGGUCUUGCGGCGUGAAAAUUGUGCUUGCACUAAUCUGUACCUGUACCAGAGCUAUCAGAUUCAUCGCGCAUAUUUUCAUCCAGGUGACAAUAUGGAGCAUGGUUUGCCUGAAGAAACGGUCACCAGCAAGCUCAGAAGUUCACCUUAA